GCCAGCCAGAGCCCCCGGAGCCCAGCGCAAGCGCAGCAACCUGGCGCGAUCAAAGGCACCUCUUUCUGGAUUUAUUCGAACAAACACCACCACCGAUCCUCCAAACCUGCCAUUCUGUCAUAUUCCUCGAAUAACCUCGCUUGAACUUCGGCACCACCAGACACAAUCACCAUGGCUGACAGAUUCCCAUCGUUGGAGGACUUCGACUCCGGCGCCCAGACCGGCGUCCAGGAUGCCUCCGAGGUUCCCACAACCAGCAACUUCCUAGAGCGCGAGAAGGCCAUUCUCGGUGACGACGCCAACCAGUUCGCGACAGUCGAGGACGCCGGCUUCGACGAGGAUGACGACGACCUGCUAGGAGGCGGCAUCUCUGCCACCGGCAAUAACAGUGCUGCGUUUGAUAGCCAAUUCCCUGACAUCACCAGCCCAAUUGAGGGCCUCACACCCCCCGCCGGAACCACCACCAUCACCGGUCCCUCCGUCAGCUACAACUCCGGCUACAACGCUUACGCCCAAGAGGAGGAGGAGCCCCAAGUGAUUAAGGAGUGGAGGGAGAAGCGGGACGCCGGCAACGCCAAGCGGGCAGAGCAGUUCGCUCAGCAGCGCGCCGAGACGGUCAAGGAGGCCCAGCAGAACAUCGAUGACUUCUACGAGAACUACAACAACAAGAAGGAGAAGACCAUUGCCCAGUCAAGGAAGGAGGCUGAGGAGUUCCUGGCCAGCCGUGAGGACACCACAUCGGGCGGCACCAGCUGGGAGCGCAUCGCCAAGAUUGUCGAUGUGAGCGGCAAGGGCGCGAAGGGUGGUGCUUCGGGCUCUGGCAAGGAACGAUUCAGGGAGUUGCUGGUCAGCUUGCGCAAGGACGAGAAGGCCCCCGGUGCUGAGGGUUAUUAAACCUGUUGAGACUUGGAGGUUGGAAGCUGAAAGGUGUGGUGACGAUACCCAUCAUAAAUUACAACGAGGAGCCAUGGCCUAUUCGCAUUAAUGUACUUUUAGAUGGGGCUUUAUAUAUUUGCUGCACAGGACUUCUCGGGUUUUAAGGGUGUAGGCGUCAAAAGAUCAAUGGGAGCACAGCUUUUUUUUUGCCAAAGGAACAUAUAGCAUACAAAAAGUGACUUGAAUACAACUG
This is a messenger RNA of Podospora pseudocomata, 1129 nucleotides long. It is a transcript of the gene clc1, whose product is annotated as Clathrin light chain. NCBI's taxonomy places the organism in Eukaryota, Fungi, Ascomycota, Sordariomycetes, Sordariales, Podosporaceae. Gene Ontology annotation, cellular component: plasma membrane; clathrin coat of trans-Golgi network vesicle; clathrin coat of coated pit. The transcript is spliced from 3 exons. The record is from RefSeq and is a predicted model, not a curated record. Gene Ontology annotation, biological process: intracellular protein transport; clathrin-dependent endocytosis. Gene Ontology annotation, molecular function: structural molecule activity; clathrin heavy chain binding. Bases 172 to 894 code for a protein of 240 amino acids.